UCUGAAAGCUUUUCUGCCCACAGCACAUUUUUCUGACCGGAAGGAUUAAGCCUAUACAACGGCCCAGACAACUUGCUCGACAGCUUCAUAACACUUCUUCAAUUUGCGGUCUGCAGCUGGAUCACUAGCACUUCAUGUGAGCUCCAUUUCGCAGCUGCUUCUUGCAGUUCCCUACAUUCCAGUUUUCUUUAUUAUUAUUGUUCUUGAUGCAUGGUAUUGCCAUAAUUCCAUCUGAUCGAAAACUUCAGCACAUGCUUCCCAGUCCUCAUUUUUAGGUGGGCAGCACCUUGUUUUCAGUCUGAAUGAAAUCAGGAGAACGUCUCAUUACCCAGCUCUGAAUAGACCCAAGCUGGUGUAUCUGACGGCACAACCGCUAGCUGCACAAGCCUGGCCCUCACUUCACGUUGGCCCCCCAACUAAUAUGGGGUCCUUGCAUCGCUUCCCCAUGACAACUGCAUGCAUGGUGUCCAAAUCCAAGCACCGAAAGCACAUCGUGUCUUCCAACAUCGCACUGACCGUGCUCGUGGCCUUGUCCCUUGCCCAACCAUUCUGCUCGAGCAGUCGAGUGAACUAUAUAUCCACGGUCAGGUGGCCUCUGAACACCAUCACUUGCAGCUUCACAAACAAAACACAGCAAACUGAAGCCACAGCUCUCCAGCUUCCAUCCAGAAAGGAGGAAACAAGUCAACAAUUAACCAUGAUCAGCACCAAGAGGAUUGCUCAGCUGGCCAAGAAGUGGCAGAGGAUGGCAGCGCUUGGGAGGAAGCAACUCACCUGGCGGGCAGCAGCAAUGGAAGCCGACGAGUGCUGCACCUCUGUGGCGAGCAAGGGCCACUGCGUGGUGUACACCACUGAUGGGGUGCGGUUCGAGGUGCCAUUGGCGUGCCUCAGCACAGCAGUCUUUGCAGAGCUCCUGCGGAUGUCACAGGAGGAGUUCGGCUUUGGGGGUGAUGAUGGCAAGAUCACUCUGUCCUGCGACGCUGCGGUCAUGGAUUACGCCAUGUGUUUGCUCAGGAAGGGCGCCUCUGCAGAGGUGGAGAAGGCGUUCCUCAGCACCAUGGCGAUGUCGUGCCACUAUGCAAACCAUGUGGUUCCGUAUGUGGCAGUUUGCUGUUAGUUGCAGUUGUAUGAGUGUAUGUUAGUAGUAGUCCAUCAGUGUAGGUAGUAUGACAAAAAGGUGUUAUUCAGAGCCCCUUUUUCCGGCAAAGAGGUCAAGGAAGGUGGCGACUUAGCAAGUUAAUGCAAUGUUCUUGUUCAUUGUACAAAUCCUUUGUUGCACAGUUCCCUUUUUCUUGCAUUUCCAAUUGGCAGCUUGCUGCGAUCUUCAGAGUUUUGCUAUCAGUUUGGUUUACAGAACGUCAAGUGUUACUCCUCAAGUCCUCCCAAUCCAUGUUUCGUGGUCAGCAUUGACCGGUUCAUCUAAGAAACAUAUCUCCUGAGGUCAAAUACAAAUCGGGUCCAACCUGUCAAGGACCAUUCUGCCUGGUAUCGUGUAGUGAGAUAUCAAUUGUAAAGGUAAUUAUAGUGUCCUAUUUAAAAAUAUGAUAUGGGUCCUCAGAUUGAGACAUAUAGCCUGAAAGUUGUUCAUGCCCAUGCCAAUCUGUAUCUGAAC
Setaria italica (foxtail millet) is the source of this 1612-nucleotide messenger RNA. Its product is annotated as auxin-responsive protein SAUR36-like. NCBI's taxonomy places the organism in Eukaryota, Viridiplantae, Streptophyta, Magnoliopsida, Poales, Poaceae. Bases 422 to 1117 code for a protein of 231 amino acids. Gene Ontology annotation, biological process: response to auxin. The record is from RefSeq and is a predicted model, not a curated record. The transcript has a single exon.